AUGUAUGAAAAUAUGUUUACGGCUCCAAAAAAAGACUUUUCAAUUCCACAGGAUGAAGGAAAAUCUGCUACUACAAAAAAGACUGGCACCUCUUUACAGGAAGAUAUAAAUGAUUUUAAUAAAGAUCUGCACAACUUUUAUAAUAUAGGUUUUAGCAGACAGGUUAUAUCUGCUUCACAAUUGGAAGAUGUAGUUAAGUCAAAAGGAAGAUUUAUUAUAAAAAGUUUGUCCACAAGUCCCUAUUUCAAUUUGGCGCUUGAAAAUUAUAUCUUCAAGAAUACACCUAGGGUUAAGAAAGGCUUCGAUAAUUGCAGACUGUUAUUUUACAUCAACGAUAAAUGUGCAGUCAUUGGUAAAAACCAAAAUCUGUGGCAAGAAGUGGAUCAUAUUAAGCUGAAAAAUAACAACUUUGAACUACUUAGAAGAUUCUCGGGAGGUGGCACGGUGCUGCAUGACUUAGGGAAUGUUAAUUAUUCGUAUUUAACAUCAAGAGAAAAUUUUGAGACAAAGUUUUUCAAUAAAAUGAUAAUUAAGUGGUUGAAUUCGUUCAAGCCUGAACUAGGGUUAGAGUUGAAUGAUAGAGGAGAUAUUAUUCAAAAUGGUUUCAAGAUUAGUGGUAGUGCUUAUAAAAUUGCAGGAGGUAAAGCAUACCACCAUGCAACAAUGUUGCUAAACGCUGAUUUGGAAAAUUUCGAUGGUCUAUUAGAACCAUCGUUACCAGGAAAUAUGGAAUGGGAAUCAAGUGGUGUUCAUAGUGUAAAAUCUAAAAUAAAGAACGUCGGUGUUAUUACUCCUGGACAGUUCAUUAGUUUAGUAUCCGAACGCUUUCAAAAAACCUUUAAAGUUGACGAUAACAUACCUGUAUAUAUUUGUGACGAAUUUAAAUCUAUGAAUCAUGAGAUCGAGAAUGCUAUGCAUACCUUACAGAGCAAUAAAUGGAAAUAUCUCUCCGGACCUAAAUUUUCAGUGCGUAUUAGAGAAAAAGAUUUGAAAAUUAAAGUCGAGAAGGGGAUGAUUUAUGAUUGUAAUAGAAGUGAAUUAAUCGGUCUGGAAUUUAAAGGCUUUUUGGAGAAUAUUGAUAGUUACACAUAG
This is a messenger RNA of Saccharomyces mikatae IFO 1815, 1092 nucleotides long. It is a transcript of the gene AIM22, whose product is annotated as putative lipoate--protein ligase. The coding region runs from base 1 to 1092 and encodes 363 amino acids. Lineage: Eukaryota; Fungi; Ascomycota; Saccharomycetes; Saccharomycetales; Saccharomycetaceae. The transcript has a single exon. Gene Ontology annotation, cellular component: cytoplasm; mitochondrion. Gene Ontology annotation, biological process: protein lipoylation. Gene Ontology annotation, molecular function: lipoyltransferase activity. The record is from RefSeq and is a predicted model, not a curated record.